UUUUGAGUGGUGUUAACAAAUCUACAGCUCAUGAACGUGUAGGUAUAACUAGGGGGUUUUGUGCCCAUAGGCAGCUCUUGCCACGUGUCAGUAGUGAAUUUUGGUGCUUGGGCACUUUGAGUGAGGAGAUUCUUCUGCAGAUUCUUCGCAGUGAAGACUGAGUGUCCUAAAUGAUCAUCACGCAUAAGCUCAACCUUCUCAAUAUUCGCUCCCUUUCCCAGAUCACUUACGAGCCUGUUGAACAACACAGAUCCUCAGGGAAAUCCCUUGAUAACCUAUUCCCAUUAUGAAAAUUAUCUAUUUCUUCUUACCCUUUGUUUCCCAUUGGUAACUAUUCAUGCAGAAGUGCCCUUCCCCUUUGCACCACUACUGCGCCAAUCCCAGAAAAGCCUUGGGUGAAGGACGUUUCUAAAAGUGCAUGAAAAACAGCCUGCACCAGGGACCAGGUCACCCCAGCAGAGUGGUCACCUUCACUUUGAAAAAACUUGACUAGCUAUAAGCAGGACUGUACUCUGCCAAAACCAGGUUGUCUCGGUUCCCAGUGUAUCGUGAGUUUGUUAAUGACGCCAGUACAAAAGCCAGGUGUCCUGGUGUGUAAGUUCCCUCGGCCACCUCCCGAGCCCUUUAUAAACCUGCCUUUAAGGAAUCUGCCAUUCCUUAAGAGCAAAUUUGCUAUUCCUUACGUUGGUGGCACAGCCUGGCAGUUCCCUGCCUGAGUUUCUGACUUCCAGGGCCAGCCAGCGUGCUGCCUGUGAAUUUACUGAUCUGCUCAAAACCUAUCUGUGGCCUCAGUAUCUAAUCUGUUACGAGAGCAGAGCAUUAUAGGGCAAAAUUCAUUAACGUUUGUAAAGCUCAUCAAGAUCUUUCAUGAGCAAAUCCCAUCAUGUUUUAAUUUUUUUUUUUUAAAUGUCACGAGUAAGUUCUCAUUACUCAUUGAAGAGCUGAAGCAAACAGUGUUUGCCAGACCCAAAUAUUGGAACAGGCAAAGGCUGCAACUCUCUGGGUUUACCACUUUUAGGACACUUUCAUUUCAGCUUAAACUCCCUGCCUCAAUUCUGCUCCUACAAAUCAGAAGCAUAGCCUGCCACCAGCUUUUCCAAACAUAGGCUCAGGGAUUCCCAUAGACCCCUGGCCCUGGGCUUUUCAGAAGAUGUCUGGUAGCUCCAUGGGGCUCUGAGAGCCUCUGGUCCUGGUUGCUGUUAGCGUUGCCCUGACUUUGCAGUGUGAGAUGCCAGCGUGAAGGACAGCAAAGGAUGGAUGAGUGUAUCCAGCAGGUGUUGGAUCACACAAACCCUGGAAACCUUCCUAAACCCCUUGGCCUUCCAGCCCAGUGUGGUGGUUUGUCCCCCUCCAAUGGUGCUUGGACGUUACUGCACGCCUGCAGGAUGUCCAGAGGAGACAUGGCCAAACCCCUCCUGGGCCAUCGGAGCAUGGAGGGUGACCCCAGCAGCAUGCCAGCGGCCGGCCGCACCAUCGGGGUGCUGGGGAGCGGGGACUUUGCGCGGUCGUUGGCCAUCCGCCUGGUGUGCUCCGGGUUCAAGGUGGUGGUUGGCAGCCGCAACCCGAAGCGAAAAGCCAGCCUCUUCCCUUCUGCGGCAGAAGUCACCUUCCAGGCUGAGGCGGUAAAGAAGACGGACAUCAUUUUUGUGGCAGUUUUCAGGGAACAUUACUCCACCCUCUGUGACCUGGCUGAUGUGCUGGUGGGCAAGAUCCUGGUGGACGUUAGUAACAACACCGAGAUCAACCAUCACAAAGAAUCCAAUGCCGAGUACUUGGCUUCCCUGUUCCCAGCCUGCACCGUGGUCAAGGGGUUUAACGUGGUUUCUGCGUGGACGCUGCAGUCAGGUGCCAGGGAUGGAAAUAAGCAGGUUCUGAUUUGCUCAAAUAACCAAGAAGCCAAGCGCACUGUAGCAGAAAUUGCUCAAGUCAUGGGAUUCACCCCUGUGGACAUGGGCUGCAUGUCAUCAGCCUGUGAGAUUGAGAACAUUCCCCUGCGCCUCUUGCCAGCCUGGAAAAUCCCCAUCUUUUUGGCAUUGGGGCUCUUUCUUUGCUUCUUCACUUACAACCUGAUCCGGCAGGUCAUCCACCCUUACAUCAGGGAACAGAAGAACAAGUUGUACAAGAUCCCCAUUGAGGUGGUCAACACAACGCUGCCUUGUGUGGCCUACGUCAUGCUCUCUCUUGUCUACCUGCCUGGGGUGCUGGCAGCCUGCUCCCAGCUCUACUAUGGCACCAAAUACAGGCGCUUUCCAGACUGGCUUGACCAGUGGCUCCAGCACCGAAAGCAGAUCGGGCUCCUCAGCUUCUUCUGUGCAGCUUUGCAUGCCGUGUACAGCUUCUGCCUGCCCAUGCGCCGCUCCCACCGCUACCAACUAAUCGAGACAGCCGUCAAGCAGUCCACCCUUGGAUUUAUUGCCUUGGUAAUCAGCACUCUGCACACACUCACAUAUGGAUGGUCAAGGGCCUUUGAUGAGAACCAGUACAAAUUCUACCUGCCGCCAACCUACACCCUCACGCUGCUCGUCCCGUGUACUGUGAUCCUAGCAAAAGUCAUCUUCAGUUUGCCCUGCGUCCAGCAAAGACUUCUGCGAAUCAGGAGGGGCUGGGAGAAGGGGAGAUACGUGAAGUUUGUUCUGCCCAGCGCAACGGGGGAAUAUUCAAGCGGGGAGACCUCUAGCAACGUCUAACAGAGCCCUCGGCUGGGACACAAUUUCAAAGCACUAUCAACAUUUCUAUAAAGGUGUUUCUUUUUCUUAAAUAUAUGUAUGUUUUGGUAUAAUUGUGUUGUGGGUAAAUAAUAAAGUUUGGUGACUUUAGAAAAUGGAUAACCAUGAAGCUAGUUUAGACAGUAGUAGUUAAAUUAUAUUGCUGAUUUGCUAGGACAAUUAUUGCCUUAAAAAUGACUGUGAAAGCUGAGCUGGCAGCACUAAUAUACAAGGGAAACUGAGGGACUCUCUUAGAUCAGUCAUUUGAGGUGCUGGCUGGCAGCUCCUCAGACCAGUACUUCUCAGUUGCUUCCCUAGCUGCUCUCAUGAAUUGCAAUGCCUUUUUUUUUUUUUUUAAUAUGAAGUAGCACAGAUUUUCUGGGUUUUGUGACCGCAAAGAUAUGCUGCCUCUUGAGUGUCUGGCUCAGUCAAGGCAGUGAGGUUUAGAAAAAUGAAUUGUCUCUGCUUUUGGUCUCCUCAGAGAACUCUAUGGAUAAGUAGGAAGAGCAAUGUCCGUGUUAUAUAGCAUCUGCAGAUUUUACUAAAAGCAUCCAAACCUGGCAGCAAGUCCAAGUAUACCUGUUCUCUCAAAUACAUACAGCACUUCUGGUCCUGUAAACUGUGCCUGAUGCACCUUUAUAAGCUAUAGAAAUAAAGCACUUUUCCCAGCAGCAUAAAAAGCAUUUGGAGAGAUGUCCCUAACAUCACUUGUCUGGUCUGCACGGCUGGCUCCGAGAUUGCUGCUGCUGCUGCACGUUCUCUGUUUUACUAAGCCAAAGUUUCAAGCAGUAUUUCAUGGAAACAGAGCAAAGAUAAUUAUCAGAAAGACCUGCUGUUUCACGAAAUUACAUGGAGAAAACUAAGGCCCUCCAGCUGGCCUUACAGCAAAUCAAAGGGUGAAGCUUUUAGAAAUCAUCUGUCACCUGAACAUGCCCAUUUACACAGACAAAACAGCAGCUCUAAACCCAUUGUUUUCACUAGCAAUAAUAUCUUUGAAUGGUCUUACAAAGGGAUCAAAGAGUCUUGACUGCAGUAUAAAAAUACAGCAGUUGUACAUUUUGGGCACAGUUCUUCAUUGCUUUUCUCCUUAAAAAGUCACUUGCUAGAUCACAAAGCAGGUAGCAAAUGCUGUUCUGACUUCACUCACACUUUGGAUAAGGUACAGGGCAAUGAAGAUUUCUGUCCUAAUUUAAUUUUCCAACUGUCACUUUCUAUGCCUUCAAGCUGUUACUCUUGAUCAGAAUAAUUGUCUAGGUUUUGGACAUCCAAAUCACCAAACAGAGAACAGACAACCAUUCACAAAAGCUCAUUUGAGCAAUCGGGAUGACACGAGCAGUCUACCUCAGUCAGGUCAGAUAGAAGGACACAGCUGUAACAGCCUCUUUUUCCUACAGUUAAGCAAAACCCACCACUUCAUGUUCAGUAUUGCUUUGAAAAACAACAGCUGUCAGCAUCAGAUGAGGUACAGUUUGUGGCACCAGUACGUACUUUUACUGGACCAGUUCACAGAAGGGGGGGGGGGGG
Messenger RNA from Falco peregrinus (peregrine falcon), 4229 nucleotides. It is a transcript of the gene STEAP3, whose product is annotated as STEAP3 metalloreductase. Gene Ontology annotation, biological process: copper ion import. The transcript is spliced from 4 exons. Gene Ontology annotation, molecular function: cupric reductase (NADH) activity; ferric-chelate reductase (NADPH) activity. Gene Ontology annotation, cellular component: endosome; plasma membrane. The record is from RefSeq and is a predicted model, not a curated record. The coding region runs from base 1254 to 2687 and encodes 477 amino acids. NCBI's taxonomy places the organism in Eukaryota, Metazoa, Chordata, Aves, Falconiformes, Falconidae.